AUGUUGGAAAAGUUCAAUCCAUCAUUCAAUCAUAAUUGUAUCCAUGACAAGGUGUCCCAACAUCUGGCUUACCUACAACCCCAUCAUCCAGCCCCAGCCACAGAGUAUAGCCGUGCUGCUUCCAACACCAACCUCAAAGCCAACAACAACCCAGUUACCAGACAUCCAAUCAGGAUUAUAUUCAACACGACCUUCUUGAGAUCCCCUGAGCCCAAUACAUGUUACUCAGUUGGCCAAAUGAUUGGCAACUACCAAUGUACCGCACGUGAUGUACUCACACCAGAGUUGGCAACACUGAUUGAGAAUACAUUGUUGCCACAUAUCUCCACCACCUAUGGAUCAAUCCUGGAGGUCAAUUCAACAGAGUACACCAACAUCACUUUCAAGGGUACGUGUUCCGGUGAAGGCUACUCAAUGGAUGUUAGGGGAUUCACUGGUGACUAUAUGAUGUACGUCACUUCUCAUCCCACCAGCAGCCCAAACACCAUUGCCUACUCCACUGCCUGUGGAAUCCGUGGAUCCAGUCCAUACUCCCCAUACCUUGGUCUGAUCAACUUUGCACCCAGUUGGUUCUCACUCUUUGCCAACGCCACCUACCUUCAAACUCAUCAAGCUAACUGGAAUUAUCUGUUCCAGGUUGCACUCCAUGAGGCCACUCAUGCACUUGGUUUCUCGGCCUACAUGUACAGCCGAUUCGUUGACAGGACAACUGGUCAGGUGUAUAACACCACCCAGGUUCAGGUUACCACUGAUGGUACAUCACCAUCCGGUCAAGCCUACAGCACCAAGAGAGCAUUCUUGUCAACUCCAGCCGUGAGGGCAUUCGCUCGCCAACACACUGGUUGUGAUACUUUGCCAGGUGGUGAGUUGGAGAACCUUGGUGCAUCGGGAUUCACUGCUGGCAGCCAUUGGAAGGCCUCGCGUAUUGGAGAGGAGUUGAUGCUUGGCUACGCCCAGACUGUGGCGCCACUCACCAACAUGACCAUCUCAUUGUUGGUGGACUCUGGUUGGUACACUGUAUACAACGCCACUGGCAUCAGUCGCUACCUCUUUGGUCUGGACAAGGGAUGUGACUUUGCCAUGAAGCCAUGCUCUGCCCAAACAUGGAACUACACUGGAUACUGGCAGCCUUCCAACCCACAGCUUGGUUCAUACAACAUCUCAUGUUCGGCUACCCGUGCAGCAGUUGGUAUCUCGGCUAUCAUCGAGUACAAUGGAGUGCUCGACCCCUCUGUUCAGCACUUCUCCAAGCCCACCGUUGGCAGCUUCAAUGGCUACAUCUUUGAUUAUUGUCUGUUCAACUCUGCAGAGGGCGCUGCUGCAGGCUACUUCUGCUUCGACACCAGUCGCAAGCCAAGCCAGGACGGCGAGACAUUUGGCCCCAACUCUGCCUGUUUCCUGAGCAACAGCAAUGGAAGUGCGAGUGUCAACACACCAGCAUGUCGACCACAAAGAUGCAACAAUGGUGUGAUUGAGUUCCAAUACCAAGCCAGAUGGUAUGGAUGUCCAAUGGGACAGAUGGUCAAUGCCAGUGGACUAGUUGUACAAUGUCCAAAUGAGAGGCUCUGCCUUCCAGGUAGAGGUGGAAAUGAUAUCAGCAUGUCCUUGUCACUCCAACAACACAUGAGUCCAUUGAUCAUCCUGUUCCUCUUAUCAAUGUCAGUCCUCAUGGUAUUAAUUCAACAACAAAAUUAUUAA
Molecule: messenger RNA, 1698 nt
Organism: Acytostelium subglobosum LB1
Lineage: Eukaryota; Evosea; Eumycetozoa; Acytosteliales; Acytosteliaceae
Exons: 2
Coding region: 1-1698 (565 amino acids)
Biological process (GO): cell adhesion; proteolysis
Cellular component (GO): cytoplasm; membrane
Molecular function (GO): metalloendopeptidase activity
Source: RefSeq, a predicted model, not a curated record